Messenger RNA from Homalodisca vitripennis (glassy-winged sharpshooter), 5833 nucleotides. RefSeq names its product MAU2 chromatid cohesion factor homolog (gene Mau2). Bases 7 to 1788 code for a protein of 593 amino acids. Lineage: Eukaryota; Metazoa; Arthropoda; Insecta; Hemiptera; Cicadellidae. The transcript is spliced from 11 exons. Gene Ontology annotation, biological process: maintenance of mitotic sister chromatid cohesion; mitotic sister chromatid cohesion. Gene Ontology annotation, molecular function: double-stranded DNA binding; protein binding. The record is from RefSeq and is a predicted model, not a curated record. Gene Ontology annotation, cellular component: SMC loading complex; chromatin.
UAGAAAAUGGCUUCGUCUCAAGAUGCUUGGUAUUUAUCUCUGUUAGGGUUAGCUGAAAAUUUUAGAACAUCAAGUCCUCCCAACAUAAAAUUGUGCAUUCAGUGUUUACAAGCAGUGUUUCACUUUAAACCUCCGCCAAGAGUAGAAGCUAGAACACAUUUACAACUAGGAAACAUUCUUUUAACCCAUACAAAAAAUGUAGACUUGGCAAGGACUCAUUUAGAACAAGCAUGGAUGCUGUCACAGAUGAUAAAUGCUUUUGAUGACGUAAAGUUCGAAGCUGCCAGUGUACUUGCGGAAUUGUAUGAGCAGCAGAAUCAGUCAAAUCUUUCGAAACCAAUUUUAAGGAAAGCUAUUGAACUAUCACAACAUAGUAUAUACUGGCAUUGUAGACUUAUUUUUCAACUAGCACAAAUCCAUGCAACAGAGAAGGACUACGAGUUGGCCAGCAGCCUGCUGGGAGUGGGGGUGGACUAUGCUCACAUCUCACAGGCCCACUACACGAGGGUGUUGUUCCUGUUGAGCCGAUGUAUGCUACUGCUGAUAGACAAAAAGUUCCUAGAAGUGCUGCCGUUGUUAAACCAAGCCGGCCUGCUCGUUGACAAUUGGACAGGCAGUCAGCAUCAGAAAGAGUACCUGAAGGUCUACUUCCUUGUACUUCAGGUGUGUCACUAUCUGAUGGCGGGACAGGUCAAGAGUGUGAAGCCUUGUCUGAAGCAACUGCAGCAAAGUAUACAAACCAUCAUGAUGCCCUCCUGGCCAUCGGAUGAUGUUGUGAGCGGAACCAAUGUGGGAGACAUGUUCAUAUGGAUGCCCAAGGAGCAUUUGUAUGUACUAGUAUACCUGGUCACUGUAAUGCACAGCAUGCAGGCUGGUUACAUGGACAAGGCGCAGAAAUACACGGAAAAGGCACUAAUGCAAAUCGAAAAACUUAAAAUCGUGGACAACAAGCCGAUCCUCAGCGUGUUCCAGCUGAUGCUGCUGGAGCACAUCGUCAUGUGUCGACUGGUGAUGGGGAACAAGACCUUGGCUCUGCAGGAGAUGGCACAGGCGUGUGUACUGUGUCAGAGCCAGCCCAGGUUACUGCAGAGUCACAGGCCACAGUUGCACACCCUGCUCGGUCUCUACGCUAUGAGUAUGAAUUGUAUGGAGGCUGCCGAGGCACAGUUCAUGGCGGCGCUCAGUCUGUCACAAGAACGGGAUCUGUGGACGUUUGCCAACCUUAAUCUGGGGAUUGUCUACCUGCGUGGCAAGAGGGAGAUGGAGUUUGCCAACCUGCUAGAGAGGAUAAACCCUGACACAUUGCCGUCCCACUCGCAUAGCUUGCGUGCAGCAGCUUACUAUGUGCAGGGACUACAGAGCUUCUUCCAGGCGCGGUACAACGAGGCCAAGAGGUAUUUACGGGAGACACUAAAGAUGGCAAAUGCGGAGGACUCAAACAGGUUAACGUCUUGUACACUGGUGUUGCUAGGACACAUCUUCCUGUCUCUGGGCAACUCCCAGGAGAGUAUGAACAUGGUGACUCCGGCCAUGCAGCUAGCCAGUAAGAUCCCUGACGUCCAUGUCCAGCUGUGGGCCUCCGCUAUCCUCAAGGAUUUAUACCGUAUGUGCGGGGACCCGGCACGAGAGAACGAGGCAUAUCAGAUGCAUUGCAACUUCUCCCAGAUGCUGCUCAAGGACCAUUUCCAGUCCUCACAGAUGGCUGAGCACAAUCUCAUAUUCUGGUUGGAAGGCAGUUUCCCCUUGCUGGCCACCAACCCGCCCAGCACUUCCACGCAGCUUAUAUGAGAUGCAGAAGGAGUCCAGCGCACACGAGGCCUCCGUAUUCCCUAGUCUAGUUUACCAGCAGAGUUUUAUUUGAUAUCAUAGUCUAUUGUACAGGAACCUGUGUGACAGGUUCGUUGGUUGCAGAAGAUGUCUUGGAGUCCUUAUUUAUUUAUUAGUAAACUAUUGUGGAGUAGGUACGGUACCAGACAACCUUUAUCAGUAUUGGUUUGUUUAUACAAAAAGUAAUUAAGUUUGUGUGAUCAAGUUUUAAAGGUGUGAAAUUAACACUGUUAAAAACCCCCUUGCAGUCAAAUUCCAUUCUAUCAGUGGAUAUAAUGGAAACUGGUCAAACUCAAUCAGAAUGGGCUUUUAAGUUUGUUUAACUUAGUAGUAGUCACUGUGUACAAGUUAGAUAUGACGUAGGGAAGUACUCCCGAUAAGGUAUAUUGUAUGUACAAAGUACUGCUAUACCAACAUUUUUAGUUUAUAAUAUUAAAAUAUGUGAUCAAAAAAUUAGUUUUUUAUGUUCUAGCUCAAAAACAAGUUUUAAGUUAGUUAAGUUCUAUAUGAGAAUUACAACAAUUUCAGUUAUUGUUAUGAAUUUAUCAGAUAUUUAGUGUGAAAAAUUUGUAAUUUGCCUCUUAGUUGUAUUUGAAGUUGAAAAUCACCCAGAGGAAAAUUUUUUAUUUGUUUGGACAAUGCUCUUUUAUUUUAAUUAGAGAUAUUUUUUAUUGUGUUGUAAUUUACUUUUACAUAUGACGAAGGCACUUCAUAUAAUAAAAUGUAAAAACUCUAUUAAUAUAUGCAUGAAUUGAAAAAUAUAAUUAUGUACGAUUGUUUCUAGGACCAAAAGUUUGCUAUUGAUCACCAAAUCUCUAAAUUAUCCUUAACAAAAUAAAACUUUUCAGACAUAUGAAUGUGUCGAAUUUUUUUUAUGCGGCAACAAUAGAAACGCUACCAAGGGACAGGAAAUAAGGUAUUUAAGUAGAAAUCUAUUAAAAUAUUGUUUUUUCUUUCAACUAUUUUAUAAACUACUCAAGUGUAUAUAUAAAGUUUGUUUUUGGUUAUGGAAAGAUUGUGAAGGAAACAGGAUUUUUCUGGACAUUUGCCAUCAUUCAGUGAUACAAAAGAUCAGUGACACUACGUUUCGAGAUCUGCAAUCUGAUCUCGUCCUCAGAUGGAUGACUAACCUACCACAUAAUUACAAGCUAGGUUAAAUGAACGAAUCAUACAUGAGCGUUGUGACACAAAAAAUGUCAAGGAUCACAAUGAUCUGCACACAACUGUGAGCACACUAUCUCUAAAACACGCACUUAAUAAAAACAAAACGCUAAUUAUUAUAACUGAAUAACCAACCACAUAGAACUGACCCGAGGCCAGUAGUAAAUGGUGAUCGUCAUGACAGAAACAUGAUGGCGGAAAAAAAGGAAACAGGAGUGGGCCCUUUUUUUAUUAUUGGUGUAUUGUAGAUGAACUUAUCAAAACCAUACCGAAACCAUCUAGAAUGAUGGCAAAUGUCCAGAAAAAUCUAAUGUUUAUUUCAAACAAUUUUAUUGCAGAACUUUACUAUUUCAAUUAAACUAACUAUAACUGAAGUCAGAGAAAUGUAAAAGUAUCAAUAAAAAAGAAAAACUAAAUUGACUUGAUUUAAAAGUUUUCACGUAUUAGUUUAGAAAUGAAAUACUACUCUUUGUUUGAAGGUUAUUUUUUCAAAUAAUCCCUACUGAUGCGGAUGUGGAAACACCUUCCACUUAAAAGCAUCCAGGACUUCUCGAGUCCAAUUUGUCUUAUGUGGUCGAUAGCCAUUUUGCACAAAAUUUAGGGUAACCUAACUUAUGUGUAACAAUUUUGUUUAACAAACUUCUUAAAAUUUGAGGAAAACUAGAUUCAAGAUUCAAGAUGUACGUGUAAAUUAUACAUAAUGAGUAAGGACGUCAUAUGACGUAUAUUCUUAUAGUGGCCCAAAAGAGUACAGAUGUCAUAUGACGUUUAGCCUCUGUAUUUUUGUAUUAUCGUAAAUGCUAUGCUAUUACUGAUUCUCUUUAAGUAUAUUUGUCUUUAAAGUGAUUCCAUCUAUUUGCAACUUACUUAACUUCCAUGUUUGUGCUCGCAUUCACUUGUAAUCAGAUUUUAUCACCAGAUCGCAGUAGCCACCCGGUAGAAGGCCCUGACUCAAGGUCGCGUCGUGCGCUCAUCGCUUUGCUGUCCGAAUAUGCCGCCACAUUAUGCUAGCCAUUCCUUGAAUACUACAUACUGUGGCCAUAUUCAGAGUGACAUAUUUGUUGAGUAACCAUCUAGUUUGUUACUGUUGUCCAAAUGGCAGACAAUAUGCCGCCACAUUAUGCUAGCCAUUCCUUGAAUACUACAUACUGUGGCCAUAUUCAGAGUGACAUAUUUGUUGAGUAACCAUCUAGUUUGUUACUGUUGUCCAAAUGGCAGACAAUAUGCCGCCACAUUAUGCUAGCCAUUCCUUGAAUACUACAUACUGUGGCCAUAUUCAGAGUGACAUAUUUGUUGAGUAACCAUCUAGUUUGUUACUGUUGUCCAAAUGGCAGACAAUAUGCUGCCACAUUAUGCUAGCCAUUCCUUGAAUACUACAUACUGUGGCCAUAUUCAGAGUGACAUAUUUGUUGAGUAACCAUCUAGUUUGUUACUGUUGUCCAAAUGGCAGACAAUAUGCCGCCACAUUAUGCUAGCCAUUCCUUGAAUACUACAUACUGUGGCCAUAUUCAGAGUGACAUAUUUGUUGAGUAACCAUCUAGUUUGUUACUGUUGUCCAAAUGGCAGACAAUAUGCUGCCACAUUAUGCUAGCCAUUCCUUGAAUACUACAUACUGUGGCCAUAUUCAGAGUGACAUAUUUGUUGAGUAACCAUCUAGUUUGUUACUGUUGUCCAAAUGGCAGACAAUAUGCCGCCACAUUAUGCUAGCCAUUCCUUGAAUACUACAUACUGUGGCCAUAUUCAGAGUGACAUAUUUGUUGAGUAACCAUCUAGUUUGUUACUGUUGUCCAAAUGGCAGACAAUAUGCCGCCACAUUAUGCUAGCCAUUCCUUGAAUACUACAUACUGUGGCCAUAUUCAGAGUGACAUAUUUGUUGAGUAACCAUCUAGUUUGUUACUGUUGUCCAAAUGGCAGACAAUAUGCCGCCACAUUAUGCUAGCCAUUCCUUGAAUACUACAUACUGUGGCCAUAUUCAGAGUGACAUAUUUGUUGAGUAACCAUCUAGUUUGUUACUGUUGUCCAAAUGGCAGACAAUAUGCUGCCACAUUAUGCUAGCCAUUCCUUGAAUACUACAUACUGUGGCCAUAUUCAGAGUGACAUAUUUGUUGAGUAACCAUCUAGUUUGUUACUGUUGUCCAAAUGGCAGACAAUAUGCUGCCACAUUAUGCUAGCCAUUCCUUGAAUACUACAUACUGUGGCCAUAUUCAGAGUGACAUAUUUGUUGAGUAACCAUCUAGUUUGUUACUGUUGUCCAAAUGGCAGACAAUAUGCUGCCACAUUAUGCUAGCCAUUCCUUGAAUACUACAUACUGUGGCCAUAUUCAGAGUGACAUAUUUGUUGAGUAACCAUCUAGUUUGUUACUGUUGUCCAAAUGGCAGACAAUAUGCUGCCACAUUAUGCUAGCCAUUCCUUGAAUACUACAUACUGUGGCCAUAUUCAGAGUGACAUAUUUGUUGAGUAACCAUCUAGUUUGUUACUGUUGUCCAAAUGGCAGACAAUAUGCUGCCACAUUAUGCUAGCCAUUCCUUGAAUACUACAUACUGUGGCCAUAUUCAGAGUGACAUAUUUGUUGAGUAACCAUCUAGUUUGUUACUGUUGUCCAAAUGGCAGACAAUAUGCUGCCACAUUAUGCUAGCCAUUCCUUGAAUACUACAUACUGUGGCCAUAUUCAGAGUGACAUAUUUGUUGAGUAACCAUCUAGUUUGUUACUGUUGUCCAAAUGGCAGACAAUAUCGAUUGAGUCUGCCGUAGUGAGGAAAUAAGACGUUUGAUUUUGAAAAAGUACUGAAAUAUUGACUUGUAGAACGCGUAGUCCUUUUUUAUUAAGCUAUCAAAUGUAAAUAAA